Messenger RNA from Calypte anna (Anna's hummingbird), 1081 nucleotides. RefSeq names its product chromosome 10 C15orf61 homolog (gene C10H15orf61). Bases 39 to 503 code for a protein of 154 amino acids. The transcript has 2 exons. Lineage: Eukaryota; Metazoa; Chordata; Aves; Apodiformes; Trochilidae. The record is from RefSeq and is a predicted model, not a curated record.
GGGAGUGAAGGAGGGAGGGAAAGGGACGGCCCCGCGGGAUGCGGGCGCUGAGGCGGCUGCAUGAAGCGGCCGUGGGGCUUCUGCUGCUGGGUAGGGGAACGGCGUUGUCAUCCCGUCCUGCCGCUUCGGAGGUGCUGAGCCAGCACUUGCGGCAGCGCGGCUUACCCUACUGGACCUCGUACUGCGUCAAGUACAGCGCUGUCCGCAACGACCAGUUCGGGCUCUCCCACUUCAACUGGCGGGUGAACGGCGCCAACUACCACAUCCUGCGCACCGGCUGCUUCCCCUUCAUCAAAUACCACUGCUCCCGCGCCGCCCCGCAGGACCUGGCGCUGCAGAACGCCGCAUUCACCGCCCUCAAGGUCCUCAACGCGGGCAUCCCAACUUUACUGUAUGGAAUUGGCUCCUGGUUCUUUGUCAGUGUCACAGAGACUGUUCAUACGAGUCAUGGCCCAGUUACUAUUUAUUUUCUAAAUAAAGAAGAUGAAGGAGCAAUGUACUGAAAUCAUGCCCUCCAGUACCUCUCACUUGGUGGGUUUCUGUGUUACAGCUGCUACAAAUAUCUACUCCCUUUGACUAAAAAGGGCUGAAGGCAACUGUUUGUUUUCCACAGUGCAUUCUUUUACUUAACACACUGUCUCCAGGAAGCUUGAUGGACUUGUUGGUCAAAAGAGAUUUAUUUUUGCAGAAGUCAGUUAAGUUGAAAAAGUAUAAGCCUUGGGAGACUUAAUAUUUGUAAGGGUAUUAGAAUUUACAGAAGUUGGUGACUAGUUCUGCUGAAAAACUUGUGAUAAUUUAAUGAGAGACACCUACCAACUUAGAGAACUGAAUUGUAGCAUGCAGGCAAGGAAAGCAGAUGUUUUUAGAAUGAAAAGAUGAAGCUGCUUAGGUUUAGACUCUGACUUGCUGUGUCACGAUGCAUUAAUUGUCACAGUUGCAAAGUGUGUGUGAAAUGAAUCCAUGGCACUGACCAUUCACAAGUGCCUUGAAGACUCUUUGGAAAAACACCACCCCAAGAAGUUAAAAGUGGCUGUAUCGUAUUUCUUCACUUGAUAUUUAAAUAAAACAUCUAAAUUAUGGC